GCGGUCAUGUGACUCUCUGGUUAAAGAUGUGAGUCGUGUGUUGUUGCCAUGUAGAUACUUCAGGAUUCAAGAGUCUUAUUAAAGGAAAUACCUUAAUCAAGCAGUUCUUCUUAUCUGCGUAUCGCAGUCAUAUCUGCACUGUUGUCGCUGUCUUUAUUGUUUCGAUGGAUUUGGUUCGUCACUUCGGAAUUGUGCUUUUAAUCGCGGUGUUUUCCGGCACUCGUGCAAACGAGCUUCAGAUCGACCCGCUGAUAUACGAGGAGCAGCUGCUCUGGGUCGGCGGUGGAGCCGGUCAGGUCAACACUUACAGGAUCCCUCUGCUGACCUUCACGACGCGUGGAAGUCUGCUGGCCUUCUCUGAGGCCAGGAAAUUUUCCUACAAUGACAUUGGUGCCAAGUUCAUCGCGCUGAGACGCUCCACAGACAAAGGAGUCACCUGGUCUCCCACCUCCUUCAUAGUGGACGAUGGUUCUCUAGCAGAUGGGUUGACUCUAGGUUCGGUUGUUGUGGAUGAAGAGACUGGUGCUGUGAUACUCAUCUACUCAUUGUGUUUCCACCGUUACCACUGCGACCCCUCCAGCACCAUGAUGGUGCAGAGCUUGGAUGACGGGUUCACCUGGAGCGCCCCACGAAACCUCUCCGUUGAGCUGGGGGUGAAGAGCUUUGCUCCAGGGCCUGGCUUCGGUAUACAGAAACGGUAUGCUCCCAAUGUGGGCCGUCUGGUGGUGUGUGGCCACGGAACCAUUGCUGGUGAUGGGGUCUUCUGCAUCCUGAGUGAUGAUCAUGGUACAUCCUGGAGAUAUGGAGCUGCCCUGAAGAGCAUCCCUUACAACCAGCCUAAACAAGACCUGGACUUCAACCCAGAUGAGUGUCAGCCAGUGGAACUCGAGGACGGAAGUAUUGUCAUCAAUGUGCGCAACCAGAACAAGUACCACUGCCGCUGUCGAAUAAUAGUGCGGAGUCUGGACGGAGGCGAGACUCUUCCUGUGGAGGAGCUGGUGUUUGACAAAACACUGAUUGACCCCGCCGUCGCAGCCGGAGCCCUGCAGAAACAAGGAGUGAUGUACUUCACCAACCCCUCCAGCACUCAGCACAGGGUCAAUCUAACUCUUCGCUGGUCCUUCUCUGAUGGGAAGUCAUGGGAAAAGGAGGCGGUCCAGAUCUGGGCGGGGCCAAGCGGUUAUUCAUGUAUAACAUCACUCAAGGGAGAUUCUCCUGAGGACAGCAAAUUCAUCUUCGUCAUUUAUGAAAAGGGCCAUAAAGAUUACUGUGAGACCAUCUCUUUUGCCAAAAUCCAUCUAUAUGGAGGGAAAUAACCUACAGGUGGAGGAGCCAAGAAAAGGGAUAUUUAGGACUUUUAAAAUGAACUUUUUUUGUUGUUGAGAAAACCAAGGUAUCAGCCUGAUGCAAAAUCAUUUUAAUGUUUCUUUACAUUAAAUCUGGUCUAUACUAUGAACUGCUUUUAUAUGAAUUUCACUCCGGAGAAAUAUUGAGGCAUCCUGCUUCAGUGUGAGAUUAAUUUAUACAGCAAUAUAAUAUAAAACAGCUAUGAUUGUACCCACAGUGUUUACCUGUCAGUGCACAAAACUUUCUAUAAUAUGUGUCUUGAAGUUCUCAUAAUUUCUUUGUGCAGAUGGUGAGCUGCACGUGCGUCGCACAUGUGCUUAUUGAGACUAUUUGAUGGUUUUUAAACCGCUCACGCGCUGUUUGUCUUGCUGAUGCUUUAAUUUCUUCUUUUAAAUAUUUUUUGUAACUGAGGUGAAUCUUUAUGAAGCUACAACAUUCUUAAAAUGGUUGUUUUCUACUGUAUAACAGUUGAUUGAAUUAAGUCUUGAAUUAAUGUUUUGAAUACAGAAAUGUGAUUUCAUUGUAAUUCCCUUGAGGUGUUUCUCCAAUCCCUGGUGUUGCUUAAAUUAAUGAAGGGCUUUUAAAUGACUCGCAUAAACUGGAAGACACAAGGGUUUGAGACACACAGACAGUUUAAGCAAGCAGUGUUCAUGUACUCCACAUUAUACUAUCAGAAAACCACAUUUUAUAUUCUAAACGAGUGUCAUGUGCUUCAGGUUAUAUGGUUUUGUUUACCCAGUCUGGCCUUUUUGUGGCCAUAGAUGUUAUACAUUUAGCUUCCAGAUAAAUUAUUUUGGUAACAUCUCACUGUAAGUGACUUUUAAAUAGUACAUGAAAGUUUGUUGAGAGUUAAUCGAAAGGCAAUCACUGUAUUAAAUUUCAUAUCAACAUUUGACUUUUCACUUGAUUUGCUGGAUUACACAGGGACACAUUUUAUUUUUCAAUAAAUGUUUCUAUUUUGA
Molecule: messenger RNA, 2309 nt
Organism: Cyprinus carpio (common carp)
Lineage: Eukaryota; Metazoa; Chordata; Actinopteri; Cypriniformes; Cyprinidae
Product: sialidase-1-like
Biological process (GO): ganglioside catabolic process; oligosaccharide catabolic process
Cellular component (GO): membrane; lysosome; cytoplasm
Molecular function (GO): exo-alpha-sialidase activity
Source: RefSeq, a predicted model, not a curated record